Messenger RNA from Oncorhynchus keta (chum salmon), 1824 nucleotides. RefSeq lists its product as uncharacterized. NCBI's taxonomy places the organism in Eukaryota, Metazoa, Chordata, Actinopteri, Salmoniformes, Salmonidae. The transcript is spliced from 6 exons. The record is from RefSeq and is a predicted model, not a curated record. The coding region runs from base 29 to 829 and encodes 266 amino acids.
CUCUCUCCUAACAGUCUUAUCAGUGGUGAUGGGAGAUACCAUUGGCUACCUGGGAGAGUCUGUCACCUUAUCCUCUGGAGCCAAUCCAUCCUGGCACAUCACCAAGAUAACAUGGUCCAUAUACAACAACGACACCUGGAUCGCAACAUUCAGGAGCAGAAAUAGCAACACAGAAUGGUUUGGGAAGUUUAAGAGUCGACUGAGUCUCAACACCUCGUCUGGUGACUUGGAGAUCAGAGAUGUUCAGAGAGGGGAUGAACUGGUUUACUCUGUUCUCCUCACACACAGUCAGGGGGAGCAGCAGAUCAGUAAGGUACCGCUCACUGUGACAGAGCGUCUCGUUGAGCCUAGUGUUCAAAAGGUCUUCAGCGUUCUGAAGGACGGACACUGUGUGAUGGCUCUUCAGUGCUCCUCUUCGGUGAAGGACACCAGAUUUUCUUGGGAGCCAGAAGCUUCGUUUGACGGCUCCUUCUGGAGGGGGGGUCCCAAUGCCAACGUCUCUGUUGUCUGGGCGUCUUACAGCCCCAACAGAAAUGUCAUCUUCAUCUGUACUGCCAGCAACGGGCUCACUAACGCCUCUAAGGUUGUGAGGGAGAUAUGCCAAGAUGAACAGCCAAAGCCUGACGUGGUGGUGGAGGGGGAGAACCGCGUCCCCGGAAUCAUAAAAUUGCUCUUAGGAUUUCUGUUCGGAUGUCUUUUAACAUAUAUUUUCAGAGAGUCCCUCACAUGCUUAUCAAUCAGGUUCAACAAGAGUCGAAGCAUCAACAAGUUGUGUCCUACACUUUCGGGAGUUGAAAAAAACUCCAGCCUACCUAUAGAGAGGAGCUGAACAUCGGAGCUGUCAAACCAAAACUCCAGCCUACCUAUAGAGAGGAGUUGAACAUAGGAGCUGUCAAACCAAAACUCCAGCCUCUGUCACAUGAUCUCAGUAUAUGCAACUUUUCAGGAAAGUUAGGAACUAAUAUGCACAGGCAGUUAGAAAAGCAAAGGCUAGCUUUUUCAGACUUUUCCAUCCUGUAGCAUAAACUCCAAACAGUUCUGGGACACUGUAAAGUCCAUGGAGAAUAAGAGCACCUCCUCCCUGCUGCCCACCGCGCUGAGGCUAGGAAACACUGUCACCACCGAUAAAUCUAUGAUAAUCGAGAAUUUCAAGAAGCAUUUUUCUACGGCUGGCUCCAGGUUAUCUUUACGUCUUUGCUAGGUAAAUCCCCGCCUUAUCUCAGCUCACUGGUCACAAUAGCAGCACCCACCCAUAGCACACGCUCCAGCAGGUAUAUUUCACUGGUCACCCUCAAAGCCAACUCCUGCUUUGGCCGCCUUUCCUUCCAGUUCUCUGCUGCCAAUGACUGGAACAAAUUGCAAAAAUCCCUGAAGUUGGAGACUCAUAUCUCCCUCACAAACUUUAAGCAUCAGCUGUCAGAGCAGCUUACAGAUCAUUGCACUUGUACAUAGCCCAUCUGUAAAUAGCCCACCCAACUACCUCAUCCCCAUAUUGUUAUUUUUUCGUUGUUGCUCCUUUGUACACCAUUAUUUCUACUUGCACAUUCAUCUUCUACUCAUCUAUCACUCCAGUGUUUAAUUGCUAAAUUGUAAUUAUUUUGCCACUGUGGCCUAUAUAUUGUCUCACCUCCCUAAUCUUACUUCAUUUGCACACUAUUGUGUUAUUGACUGUACAUUUGUUUAUUCCAUGUGGAAUUCUGUGUUGUUUCUGUCGCACUGUUUUGCUUUAUCAUGGCCAGGUCUCAGUUGUAAAUGAGAACUUGUUCUCAACUGGCCUACCUGGUUAAAUAAAGGUGAAAUAAAUAAAACAUUUAUAAAAAUAAA